CGCGCCUGCGCGGAGCGCAGCGGCGUCAUGGCGGUGCCGGGCGGAGGUGCGAAGGACGACACAUUCAGCGUGCUGGACCUGGCGGAGUACACCAAGAACCGGCCCUGGUGGCGCAAGAUCUUCGCCCCCAACUCGGGGUCGAGCGCUGAGAAAUACAAUGUGGCCACGCAGCUGGUGAUCGGAGGGGUCACGGGAUGGUGUACUGGAUUCAUCUUCCAGAAAGUUGGAAAGCUGGCAGCGACAGCAGUGGGAGGAGGCUUCUUCCUACUCCAGAUUGCAAACCACACGGGAUACAUCAAGGUGGACUGGAAUCUAGUACAACGGGACAUGGACAAAGCCAAGCAGCAGCUGAAAUUUCACAGCAGUGGUAAUAAAAUACAUCCAGAAGUGAAAAGCAGAGUGGAUGAGGUGAUCAUAUUUCUGAAGAAGAAUGUUAUCCUGACUGGAGGGUUUGCUGGAGGAUUCAUGCUUGGAAUGGCGUCCUAGAAGCUGCACUCCUCUCAUGCCCAGCCUCCCCUCCCCUCCUCUACUGCUGUUAUCUUUCACUUAGGAGUCAAAGGAUGUUGCCAGCAGACUCAGUCCCAUCUACUCACAGGUUCCAGCUCUUAUUUCUUACAACACUGCUUCUGAUUUCCACCUUUUUCUUCUCUCUGGGCUGUUAAUGUGCUGGGGUUGGUCUGGAAGCUUACAACUCCCAGUGUAUCAUGAUUUCCCACCAAAUAUGCCCAGUCUCAAAUUUUCAGAUGAGUUUCAAGUUCAUAAAAAUGUAGUGGCAGGGAAACCUCUUAAAUGUGCUUCUUCCAGGUGCUCAGGACUGUUACGUGUACCUUUGUCUGCCAGUAUCUGUGUCAAACAGCUCUUCACCACAGUUUAGCUUUCAGUAUUCCUGCCCUGGUACCUGGAAAACCUCUGCUUCCCACUGCACAAAGGUGGUCUGUGCAAUCCAAAAUGUGGUUGACUGUCCUGGGGUGGAUGCAGAAGUGUCAAAGGACAGCUUCAGCUAUGUCCAGGACAGGGGAAUACGGAUUUUCCUGCCCUCCCCAUGCUGUUGCACUACACAUAGAUGGCCAUUUGGCUUUGUCUCUGCUGGUAUCCUUCCCCAUACUGGAAUUGCAGCACUGGCACUGCUGAUGGAAACUGAGGCUGACUCUCCAGGCCCUUUCCUCAUCAUGUGUUCUGAAAGUCACCAAGUUCUGUGCUGUAGAGGCACCUGACUGCUCAGCCUUUGAGGCUCUCUCCUGCUUCCAGCAGGCCCAGCCUGGCUGUGCCAGACGGGGGCAUUUCAGCUGUGCCACUUACUGUAAAUCACUCUGGGCCUCUGACCGGGGUUUCCACGUGUGCCACGACCUUUCUCUGGUUGCUUUGGUGUUGGUGAUGCUCUUUGAGCUGGAUCACCAGCAUCGUGGUGAUCCUGUCACCACGUGGGACAGGAUUGUAGACAGGAAAUGUGUCCCUGCUUAGGCUGCUCUGUACUGCUCCAGGUCCCUUUUGCCAGCUGUACUGGAGAAAGGGGGAUGAUGUGAAAUAUGGAGUGCAGUCCUUUACCUGCCUCUGAGGAGCACAGAUUCCUUCUCGCUGGUCUCUGGAAGCAACUGAAAUGACAAAACUUUCAUGAAAACCAGACCGUGCUCUCCUGAGAGCGGUUCAUUUGCAUGUUUCUGCCUCAGUUACGUUCCUUCCUUCUUUGUGUUUGCCAUUUCCACAAGAAAAGCUGUUUGCUUAAUUCCAUCAGCUGCAGCCCUUCUCCUGCAGGAGAUGAGGCAGCCCAAGUGCAGAGCUCAGCUGUUUUUGGACAUUUGACUCAGCACAGUUGUGUGCAGUACAAACAUCCCCCAGAGGUAUUCUGUGAGUGUAGAGACUUGCCUGGCAACGUGGUGAUGUCCUGCAGCAGGUAUAGGUAGGAGUUCUUGCCCAGAAUGUGGGGUUUUAUGUGAAAGUCAGCUCACCAUUCAAUGGGAAACGUGGUAGGGAACAGUGACACUCGUGGGUGGGUGGUUUGUUGCACCCCAUUUCCAGUACAGUGCAAGGGCUUUGUGAUCUGCUGCUCUCUAUGGCUGGAAAGGGGAUCUUCCCCCUCAGAGCUGCUGGCAGAGCUGAAAUGGUGGGUUUGGAAUGAGCACUUGCAGUUGUUAAUUUUGUUUCAGCACUGUUGAUUGAAGUGUCUGUAGCACCACAUUAAGAGAAGGUUUUCUCACCUUCAGGAUCUGAAAAGAGGCUGCAGGUAAUCUAGAGAUAGAAGUUGCCGUCUUUGCUCCAUAAAUGGCAAAGGAGAAUGAAGGAGCAGCUGGGCUCACAUCCUUUUAACAAUGGCCUUUCUAAAAGCCAUCCUGGCCUGCAGGAGUGAUGGCAUGCAGCAAAUAGGUCUUCAAUAAAUGGGCGUUUAGCGGUAGAGUGACAGAUGGUGGUGGGGUUUUUUGGGAUUUGGUUUGUUUUUCUGUAGGAUCUGCAGACGUGAACAUGCGUAAAUUGAUCCAUUGGUCUUGCAGGGUAUCUCUUUGUUCCUGUAGGACGACAGCAUUGCUGCUCUUUGGCUGGGUGGGCUGCAGAACACAAGUUCUUCUGGGAUGCACUGAUCUCCACAAAGCUGUCUCCAACGACAAAGCUCAAAGCAAAUCAUUAACAGACCUUAGGGAUGUUUUCCAGGUUAAGUCACUACUUCUGCCCAGUGAGUUCUGUUCAAGUCCCAGUUUGCUGCUAAGGAGGGAAGUGGCCCAGAGAGGAAGCUAAAAUGCUUGUAUUGCUGCUGAAAGGGGAAACAGUUAACAGAUUUAUGCUGACUUUGAUGUGAAUGUAGGCAGGGAAUGGACAAGGACAUCAGUAUGUGGCAAAUCUCUCUGCUGUGCUGGUGUUGGGCUUGUGGCUGGCUCUGUUUGAAGCUGUGGGUCAACACUGGAAGCUUUGAUGUUCAAUCACUCUCUGUGGGGAUGCAUUCUCAUUGCUGCAGGUGCCAAGAUGAAGUGUCCCCCUCCCCACUCCUGCUCCUUUUAGUCUUGUUUCAACAACUUCUGACAUCUGUUACACUAUGAGAUUUCAAACACAUUAGGCUUUAAAAGUGGUUUUAUAUAUUGUAUGUAAAUGCUUGUUGAAGUGGUAUUUUAUUAAACAGUUUUGCUCUAAA
Hirundo rustica (Barn swallow) is the source of this 3118-nucleotide messenger RNA. It is a transcript of the gene FUNDC2, whose product is annotated as FUN14 domain containing 2. NCBI's taxonomy places the organism in Eukaryota, Metazoa, Chordata, Aves, Passeriformes, Hirundinidae. Gene Ontology annotation, cellular component: mitochondrial outer membrane. Gene Ontology annotation, biological process: autophagy of mitochondrion. The transcript is spliced from 5 exons. Bases 28 to 486 code for a protein of 152 amino acids. The record is from RefSeq and is a predicted model, not a curated record.